UACAUUUUGCCCGUCACAUUGGUAAGAACGGUAGAGCACUCGACUGACAAUCGAGAGGUCACCGGAUCGUAUCCCAGUGGGGACAGGAGUCGAAUCAAGGGCAAUUUGUAAUUUUUUAUUUUGUACUAAAUUUAAAUUCAUGUUUCACAGAUUGUAUUCACGCUUGAAAGCAAUUUAGUAUUCGGUGUAAUUGUGGCAAACAAUGUCAGACAUUGAUUGGUCAGAAAUGUAAUUUCACGCAUGUAAAAAAGAAAAUUCGUCCAAAUUGACUCAAGAUAUGACAAAGAAAAUCUGCUACCCACAUUUAUCGUUUUUCAUAACAGGAAUUUUUAUAUAAGCCACUCAGGAAGGCGACUGACACCCAAAUUCGACCAAUUCAGAGGAUUUUUUCCAUAUUAAACUUUUAGUAUACAUAACGUUCCCUUCGUAGACGAUGGAGGAGCUACUAGAAAAUUUGGGUUCGAACGCCUUUCUGAUCAACUGAGAGGUCUUUACCUGUUCUUUCAUAACCUUAAUUUUAAUCAGGACUAACUGCAGGUAAGGCGUACAGUCAAGUGCUCGAAAGAUGGAUGACUGGCAGAAAAACAUAAUUAAUAAUAUGUUUGCAAGGCUUAUCUCUGAUACAAAUUGUGACGAAAUCUUUCUGUCCAAGUUUCUAACGGAAAACACCAUUACAGAUCAUGAGUAUAAUCGCCUUGUACGCCUACCACACCAAGCCCAUCUAGGUGCGCCUUCACAAAAUUCUGAGUUUUACAAGAUCAUCAGAACAAGGGUGGGAGCGUUCAGGCAGCUGUUUUUAUAUCUAAAAGAGACAAACCAAUCCGGAUUGGCUGAUCUACUCUCAGAAUUAACACGGAAGAACUACCCUGAAAAGUAUAACUAUUUGGUUAAUAACGGCCAAGAUGAGCAAUUAGGUGCAACUUCCUUGUCAAUUAACUGUGACGGAAAUAGACUAAGCUCAUGUGUUCAACCAUCACCAGUAGAUGAGGAGAACAGAAUUCGCAACCAUUACAAAUUUUCAGGGAACGGAAAAAGAUUUAUUCUGCCAAUCAACAUUGUUCACUUCAAGAAUGCAAUACACAACCGUGAAAAUGCUAGAAUUGACAUGAGCAACAUUAAGAGUGUCUUUCCGAAAUUGGGUUAUGAGGUGUUUCCGGAAGACGUUGACGAAAAGCUUUACUACUCGAGAGAGGACAUAUUGCUUCAAAUUAACGAUUUCAAAGACGCGUGUCGGCUCUUUAAAGCCGAGUCUUGUAUUUUAUUCAUUGGAAGUCACGGCAUGGAAGACAAAAUAUACUCAUCUGAAGGGAAUUUUGUACGAAUCAACAAGCACAUCGUGCAACAGUUUUACCAUGAGAAUUUUCCAUGCAUGAAAGGCAAACCAAAAAUCAUUAUUAUCCAAGCAUGUCGAAAUUUCGAGGAUGGUGAUGCGUACUUCACGUUAGCAGACAACGAUGAUGAUUCUUCUACGAAAUCGGAAGGCGUAGAGGAAAAUGAUCAAAUCAAGGAGGGAGCCAUUUCUGACACAGUUAUAAUACACUCUCAGGUUCCUGGGCUGCCAUCCUCCAGAAAUGAUCAAGUUGGUUCGUGGCUGGUUCACUAUAUUACAAAAGUGUUUGAAGAGAAAGCUGAAAAUACUUCUGUGAUGAACAUGCUCAGAGAGGUACGUGACAAAUUGAACGAGCACAAUAGAAACCCUGCUGGACAGAUACCGGAAAUAAGGGAUUUAGGUUAUAAAGAUUUUCGAUUGCCAUGCCAAAAUCUAACAAAAUAAAAUGAAAGCCACAUGCUCUACUUAAUUAUAUGGAAGUUGCCAAUUUUCCUAAAUAAAAAAUUGUU
Bradysia coprophila is the source of this 1839-nucleotide messenger RNA. RefSeq names its product caspase-3-like. Gene Ontology annotation, cellular component: AIM2 inflammasome complex; IPAF inflammasome complex; NLRP3 inflammasome complex. Gene Ontology annotation, biological process: regulation of inflammatory response; proteolysis. NCBI's taxonomy places the organism in Eukaryota, Metazoa, Arthropoda, Insecta, Diptera, Sciaridae. Gene Ontology annotation, molecular function: cysteine-type endopeptidase activity. The record is from RefSeq and is a predicted model, not a curated record.